Molecule: messenger RNA, 1815 nt
Organism: Linum tenue
Lineage: Eukaryota; Viridiplantae; Streptophyta; Magnoliopsida; Malpighiales; Linaceae
Source: the annotation of a GenBank genome assembly
AUGGAGUUGCAGGAGAAUGAUGGAGAAGAAGGUUCAAGUUAUCCCUCACAGCAAUUGUUGGACUUGGACAAAGGAAUUGGUGAUGGCAGCAGCUCGAAAAGCCUCGGAGGUUUCAGAACAUUGCCGUUCAUCUUUGCUACUGAAAUUGGGGAGAGAUUCUCCUACAUCGGCUUCCAUUCCAACUUGAUCACUUACCUGACUCAGCAGCUCAACCUGCCGCUCGUCUCCGCUUCCAACAUCAUCACCAAUUUCAACGGUACCACAAACUUCACCCCCUUGAUCGGAGCUCUGAUCGCCGACUCUUUCGCCGGGAAUUUCUGGACGCUCAUCGUCGGCAUCCUCAUCUUCCAGCUGGGCAUGAUCAGCGUAACCACAACCGCAGUAGUGAAGUCACUCCAUCCUCCACCAUGUCCAAGUCAGGUCGAGUGCAAACAACCUUCGGUGACGCAAAUGGGUUCCCUAUACUUUUCCCUCUUUCUGAUAGCUUGCGGGCUGGGCGGGAUUAGGCCUUGUGUGGUGACUUUUGCAGCGGAUCAACUGGACAUGAAGAAGAAACCAGGAUCGCCUCGAGAAGAUAAGAGCACUAGCUGGAACUUGUUCAAUUGGUACUAUAUCAUGGAUGGGCUUGCAAGAUUGGCUGCGUUUACAGUCGUGGUUUACGUUCAGGACAACAUUGGUUGGGGUUGGGGUCUUGGGUUGCCCACUAUCGCCAUGGCUGUCUCAAUUGGGAUCUUCUUCUUCGGCUCCCCUUGGUAUAACAGAGUGAAACCAAAGGGGAGCCCCAUGAUCAGAUUGGCUCAGGUGAUUGUUGCAGCUGUAAAGAAGAGAACUUUUGAUGUCCCCAACAACUCUGAGCUUCUGUACCGUAACGACGAGCUGGAUGCUGCUAUAUCCGUACACGGAAGGCUCUUGCACACCAGUCAGUUCAAGUGGCUGGAUAAGGCGGCGACAGUGAAACCAGGGGAGCUUUCAAAUGGCAACCCACCAAAUCCAUGGAAGCUAGCUACGGUCCACCGAGUCGAAGAGCUGAAAGCAUUCAUCAGAAUCCUCCCCAUAUGGGCAGCCUCCAUUUUACUCGUGAUGGCCACUUCACACAAUCACAGCUUCCUUAUCCAACAAGGUCGAACCAUGGACCGACACCUUUGGUCCUCCUUCCAAAUCCCACCGGCCAGCUUGUCCGUCUUCAGCAUCUUCACAUUAGUAAUCGGCCUCAUCGCCUACGAGCGUCUCUUCGUCCCGAUCAUCAAACACUUCACAGGGAACCCUUCAGGCCUCACAGCACUACAGAGACUAGGGGUAGGCCUUUGCUUCCACAUUCUGCAAACUGCAGUAUCAGCAUUGGUUGAAAUCAAGAGGAAAGCUGUGGCGGCAGAGUACGGGCUGUUAGAUCAUCCGGAAGCUACGAUACCCAUGACCGUGUUCUGGCUUGUUCCCCAGCUUUCACUGCAGGGAGUUGCUGAAGUGUUUACAAAUGUGGGGCAGUUGGAGUUCAUGUACGAACAGGCGCCGGAGAGCAUGAAGAGCAUAGCUGUAGGGUUGAACUGGAUAGGAAGCUCCGUGGGCGACUAUUUGGGUUCGACUCUAGUGCUGUUGGUUCAUAAGUACAGUGGUGAAGAACACAAUUGGUUGCCUGAUAGGAAUCUCAAUAGAGGGAGACUGGAUUACUAUUACUGGCUCAUCUCUGCUAUCCAAGUUGGGAAUCUCGUCUACUUUUCUAUCUGUGCUGCUUCCUUUACAAGUAAUCCAGCGGCUAAAGCUGCAGAUGAAGAUGGUGACAGAACUAGGGAUGAACAACUUGUGACACAUUUGGCGUGA